AUGGACUGCCCUACAGUGUUGGAUAGACUUAGUGACCUGCCCUGGGAUAUAUUAGACAAUAUCCUAGGGCACCUGCCAAUUAAAGAUGCCGUGAGGACAAGUGUCUUGUCCAGAAAAUGGAGAUAUAAAUGGAUUGAUCUUUCCAAGCUUGUAGUGGAUGAUAGCUGUGGGGCGACUACUUCCAUGGAUAUGGAUAAGGAAUGGAAUCAGCUUGCUAAAGUUGUAUAUAAUGUUUUGUUAGCUCAUCGUGGCCAGAUUGAUAAGUUUAUGCUUUCCACUCUGUGUGCUGGUCAUGGCAAUGAUGUGGAUUAUUGGAUUGCUUUUCUAAGCAGAAAUGGUAUCAAGGAACUCAUUCUUGAUUUUAAUUACAUGUACGAGUAUGAGCUGCCUUCUAGUUUAUUUUCUUGUCAACAACUGAGUUGCUUGUACAUCACUGAUUGCUCAGUCAUAACGCCCCACACAUUCAAUGGCUUUAGCAAUCUUGUUAGCCUCCAGCUGCAAAGAUGUAGAGUCCUCAGUGCAGUGCUUGAAAAUUUGAUUAGUAGCUGCCCAAUUCUUGAGGCAUUAGUACUUUUAGAUCUUGAUGACAUUGGCCUUUCAGAUGUUGGUGACUUGGGUUAUCUUAAUAUCUGUGCACCAAAUCUUAAAUACUUGCAUAUUGAAGGCAAAUUCAUGAGCAUCCAUCUGGAACAUAGCCUUCGUCUUACAGAACUCUCCUUAAAGAUGGCUGCAAACUGGAACAUGGCUCAUGAUACAGCGCCGUUUCUUGGUUUUGUAUCUCAUUUGGAGAGGCUGAGUUUGUGUGGUCAUCUUCUCAGGGGUUUUCCUGUUGGAUGUGACAAUCUGAAGGUUCUUGAACUGUCAGAAGUCCAUUUUGAUGAAUUGGAUGAGAUCUCGGUUUUUCUCUCCCUUCUUAGAAGCUCCUCAAAUUUGAAGUCAUUGAGCCUUUCAGCUUCUGGACCAUUUCAGCAAGAUGUUUAUAAGUUAAUGACUACGCAAAACCAAUUAUCCUACUGCUUCAACCAGCUGCAAAUUGUGAAAAUAAACAUCUCAGUCUGUGGCCCAGAGGAAGAAGAAAUCCAAUGCUGGAGAUCGGAUUUGGAAUUUAUCAAACUUCUUCUUGCAUGUUCACCAAUACUUGAGAAGAUGCUUGUAGACUAUAAGCAUCCAGAGGAAUGUGAUAUAUGGUUUAUGAGAAAGCUGCUCUCAUUCAAAAGACCCUCAGCACAAUUAAUAUUCAAAUAUACAUCAUCUCCCAAUCCAGAAAUUUAUUCGCCUCCUCUCUACAUCUACCAUGGAUGGGACUAAUGUGGUAAAACAAGAAUUGGAAGCCUCGAGGGAUGACACUUUAUUAUCUGGUAAAUGAGCUAAACGAAUUGGAAAGAGCAAUGCAUACGGAGGACAAAUUGUCGUUCUAGUAUUAAUCGGAACAGUCAAGAAUUCGGAAUAUGUGGAUAUGCUGGUUGACUAUUGCUGGAAAAGUACAGACAGACAUUUUCAUUCACUAUCCUUGCCGGAAGCCCGCUAUGAUAUUUUGUUUGAAUUUUAAAGUGUUGCCUUUUUUUGAUGCAUUGAGUGUGAACAAAAACAGUUGUUUUGCAAAUUCCGGAAUUGUUGUAAAGAGAAUUGGAGAUAUUCAUGGUUUUUGCUUCGUUAAACUGUGUCUUCUUCACAUGUUUCAAAGAUGAGAUGUUCUGACUUCCAG
Messenger RNA from Ilex paraguariensis (yerba mate), 1705 nucleotides. The record is from the annotation of a GenBank genome assembly. NCBI's taxonomy places the organism in Eukaryota, Viridiplantae, Streptophyta, Magnoliopsida, Aquifoliales, Aquifoliaceae.